Molecule: messenger RNA, 3999 nt
Organism: Schistosoma haematobium
Lineage: Eukaryota; Metazoa; Platyhelminthes; Trematoda; Strigeidida; Schistosomatidae
Exons: 15
Coding region: 1-3999 (1332 amino acids)
Biological process (GO): cell-cell adhesion
Molecular function (GO): protein binding
Source: RefSeq, a predicted model, not a curated record
AUGCCACCGUCUAUAGCUUAUAUUAAUCCAGAAGAACCUUUAUUAAUACCUUGUUAUGCAAAAGCCAAUCCAGAACCAAGGUAUUAUUGGACAUUGAAUGGAAAACAAGCCAACUGGAUUAAGCCAUACAAUACAAUGUUAUCAAAGAAAUUAAUACAUUCCAAUGAUUCAUAUCACUUACAUUCUAUGGAUGAAUCAGGUUUAUGGUAUUUUGGUAUUCAACGAAUAUCAAAUCAUUUGAUAGCUGGAUUAUAUCAAUGUAUUGCUAUUAAUCCAUUUGGUAAAGCUUUAUCAAUUCCAUUGAAAUUAGAAGUGGCAAGAAUUGGUACAUUUCAAGAUCUUAAUCCAAAACUAAUUCAUAUAAAACCGAAUGAAACCAAAAUUUUAAAUUGUUCCGCAACAAAAAGUAUACCAACUGCUAAAAUCCAAUGGAUGAUCAAAGAUGAUGAAGAUGGUUCAAUAAAUUUUAUACAUGAAGAUCGUAAUCAUGUUAUUGAUGAUGAUGGUAAUUUACAUUUAUUCAAUAUAAACUCAUUCACUAAAAGAAAUCUUACCUAUACAUGUGUUAUUAAUCAUUUAAUUCUACAUACUAUGAAAACUGGCCCAGAUAUAAAACUUCUAUUUGAUUCAAAUACCUUAGCAACAAAUGAACAUGUGAAUAAAGAAUUAACUAAAAUUGAAAAGAGAAGUAUCCUUUAUCAUUCAUCUAUACAACAAAUUGUUUUAAUGAAUGAAUCUUUAUCUAUAAAAUGCGUAAUACAUGGUAAUCCUUUACCAAAUAUUCAUUGGGAAUUUAUGACGGCACAUCAGAUUGAUUCAAAUGGAGAUUCGCAUCAAUAUAAAGAUGUUAAAUUGCUUCCAGAAAAGUAUGGAAUCAAAUUAAAAAAUCAUGGAAUGGAAUUAUACAUUCCAACAGUUCAAAUGAUUAAUCAUGGUAGUUAUCGAUGUAGUACAAUUAAUAUGGAUUAUAUGAUCUCAACAUAUGAUCUACAUGUUAUAUUCAAUGUAACUGUUGAAAGUAAACCCCAUUUUGCUGAAUAUCCUAAAAAUACUAUUUUACCAGAGAAUAGUAGUAUAGUACUACAUUGUAGUAUCAAUGAAGAAAUUACAAAACCAUUAGCAACAUUAAAUUGGUUAAUGAAUGGUGAACCGAUUGAGAAAUACUUAAAUGGUUUACGUAAAAUUGGUCGAAAUAAUGCUUUAUAUUUAUACAAUUUAACUGUUCAUGAUUCAGCAGUUUAUCAAUGUAUUCUUCAUAAUAUCCAUGGUAUUAAUAUUAUCAAUGCAUAUAUUCAUAUAUGGAAUCAACCACCAGCAUUUAUUAAUGUGAUCCAUGGUAUACAAUAUAUGAUUGAAGGUCAACAAUUGAUAUUACCAUGUGAAACAUUUGGUUCACCUCAUGCAAUAAUUCAUUGGUAUCAUAAUAAUAAACAAUUAAAUACAAUUGAUCAUAUUAUGAAAGAUGAUUACAUCAUAGAAACGAAUGGUAAUCUUCAUAUUUUUCAUGCUAAAUUAUCACAUAGUGGUACAUAUAUAUGUAAAGCAUCAAAUAUAUUUGGUAUAUCUCAAUCAAAAGGGAAAUUAUUCAUUAGAAAACGGACCCGUAUUAUAUCUGGUCCAUUAAUUGAACAAACUAUCAAUACAAAUACUACUUAUAAUACUACUUAUAAUAAUAAGAGAAUAAAUAUGAAGUAUCUUAUAGAAGGAUCUAAAAUUCAUUUAACCUGUAAAGUUGAAACGGAUCCAAUACAUGAAAAUCAAUUGACAAUCAUAUGGAAAAAAAUAGAAUUAACUGAAUUAAUCACAUCAAAGGUUACUUUACAAGCUGAAAACUAUUUAGGUUCAUCUGGUACUAAACCAUUAAUAUUUACUGGUCGUUCAGGUGAAGAUAUACCACAAUUAAUACCAAUUCAAUUAAGAGUUCUAUAUAUUGGUUCAAAUCAUUUAUUACUCAGUUGGAAAAUGAUCAAAGAUUCUAAUUUCUUAUUAAAAAUCAAUGGUAUAUUUCAAGGAUUUCGAAUUGAAUGGUGUAAUGCUGAUUUAUCAAAUGAUUCAUGUGAAUUUUAUAAAAAAGUUCAGGAUUAUAUUCUUGAACAACCUCCAUCUUGGUCAUUUCCAAAUCUACGUCGAAUGUCAUCUAUAACAUUGAUAGAUAAUGAACUAAUGAAUAGAGAUAUUAUUCAUAAUAAUAAUAAUAAUAAUAAUAAUAAUAAUAAUAAUAAUAAUGUAAUCAAUACUAAAAGUAUCCCAAUAACUAGGUCAUCUACAUUAGAACAUUUACAUACAAUGAAAAAUUCAAGUAUUCAAUAUGACAAUGAUUAUUAUAAAGUUUAUUUAAAUGAAUUACCGGGUAAAACAAAAUUAAAAAUAUGGGUUCGUAUACUUAAUAUACAAUAUGCUGGACCAGAAAGUGAUGCAAUCAUUGUAGAAACUGAAGAAGGUGUACCAGAGAAAGUAUCUGAAUUAACUAUUACAUUUAUUGGUGUUAAUCAUAUUGAAGUAUCAUGGAUUAAGCCAAUGAUUUUAAAUGGAAAUUUAAUUUCAUAUGAUUUAGAAAUAUACUUAAAUAAUUUAACUGAUACAAUUGAAAGAAUUUCAAAGAAAACUUCUCAAAUGAUCUCUUCUAUAACAAUUGAAGAUCCAGAACAAUGUGCAACACGUAUAUCAGGUUUAAAAAUGAAUACUAAUUAUUCAUUAUAUAUAUGGGCUAAAACAGCUGUUGGACGUGGUGAAUCAACUUUUGUAAAUUUUCGUACAGCAACUCUUAGUCAUGAAUAUGGUUAUAUCCCUUUUACAAUCACUUCCGUCCAAGGUCGUGUGAAUGCAUUAAAUUUAACAUUGAUUACACCAUUAUCUUCAUCAAUCUAUGAUUUAAAUCAAUCAGAGUUGAUUAAUGAUAGUACAGAUUCUUCUGUUACAACAACUACUACUUCUUCAUCUUCGCCUUCUUCAUCGUCGUCUUUGUCUUCGUCUUCAACAAUUCCAUUCAUAACUGAACAAGAUACGAACAACAACUUUAAGAUAAAUAAUAAUCAAAAAAUUGAAAAAUUUAAUCAUCCAUUUAUGUUUUAUGUACAAUUUCGUCAAUUAGAUACAGAGAUAUGGGAAGAAACUCAAAGACAAUUACAUAAUUCAUGGAUUGUAUUAAGUAAUUUAAAUAAAGAUUCACAAUAUGAAAUUAGAAUUGUAUAUAUUACUCAUAAUGGUCAAUCAAUUGUAAGUAGUUCAAAAAUAAUUCAUAUUCCAUUAAUCAAUAAUCAAACAUCAAUUAUCAAUAAUCAAUGGAGAUUAUUAUCAAAACAUAAUCAAUAUUUAAUUACUGUAAUUAUAUUAUGUUGUUUAUUUUUAUUGAUUAGUUUAAUAAGUAGUAUGAGUUUAUUGAUUUAUUGGUUAAAACAAAAAUUUACAAAAAAAUUAAUUACAACUACAAAACAGAAUUAUUUACAAACAUUUCAUUGUAAACAAUCAUUACAAUAUGAAUUACCUAUUGAACAACAAUCACCAAGGCAACAACAAUCACCACAGCAACUACAACAACAAUCUAUGGCAUCAUAUCCAAAUCAUAUAGAUUAUAUCAUUGAUCCUAUGACAAUGAUGAUGAUGACAACGUCGACGUCGGCGACGACGAUGAGGAUGAUGAAUAAUAAUAAUAAUAAUCCAUUAGAUUCUUCAUGUAUAUGUCAAUCAAAUGAGAUCUAUCAUGAUCAUGAUCAUUAUGAUUGUAAUAGUAUAACAACUAAUAAUCAUUCUAUUCCUCCUUUAUUACAUAAUUCAUUUAUAACAACUUGUAAUUCACCAUUUAUAACAUUUUUAAAAUUACCACAAUCUCAAACUAGUUCAUUUACAGAAGAGAAUUUCUAUAAUCCAUUAAUCAAUAUUGAUACUGCUACUACUACUUAUACUACUAAUACUAAUUAUACUACUACUAAUACUACUGAUAAUAAGAAUAAUCAAAGUAAUCAACAUACAUAUAUAAGUAGUUUAUUAAGUAGAGUAUAA